Messenger RNA from Klebsormidium nitens, 2426 nucleotides. The record is from the annotation of a GenBank genome assembly. Lineage: Eukaryota; Viridiplantae; Streptophyta; Klebsormidiophyceae; Klebsormidiales; Klebsormidiaceae.
AAUGAAGAAAGCGCCAAUCUGCCGCAUCACACUGACAGCUCUUGUUGCGCAAUGCGUAAAUUGAGUGAGCUAACUGCAAGCAAAGCAAGACAGGAGAACGGCGUCAGCAAUUGGUGUUGGAACUCGGAACACUCCAGGUAGAAAGCAGCCUGAAUGCAAUGAUCUUUAACCUACCCGCCAGCCAUUUGACUUCGUCAGCUCGGUGUUUGCUUGAUCGGGCAGCUUCCCAGCCUCUUUGAAGCCACUAGAAGUUGCACGCACGGGACUAUACUUGUCCAGUAGGGGGGAUGGGGGACGCAAAUAUGAUCCUAUAGCCAGCAACCUGUGGGUCGGAUGCAGCGGUCAACCUGGGCGAAGCAAUUGCAACACAAAAGAAAGGCGCACUGCAUUUGCUGAGCAAGGCGGCAUUGCCUCCCAUCAAUUGCAAUUAGGUUAUUUUGCAACUCUGCAACAAAUGUGGCCAAUUGCAUACUUUUGACACUGUCAGAAGGCGCGAUCAGUCUUACAGAUCUCUGGCUGAUUGAGAGUGUCAAUGGACCCUUCUGGGAGCUCCGGCAAGCCGCGGCCAGUGCCAGCGGGCUCCACAUUGUACAAGAACAUUGGCACACUGCACACCCUCAACAGCACUCUCAGUGAAAUCAAGGACGGAGCAAUCUUUGUCAAAGGAAACGUUAUCCAAUGGGUGGGGAAGACAAAGGACUUGCCGGCGGAAUUCUCGACCGCCGACGAUGUCAUCAGACUGGAGAACCGCGUGGUUAUCCCGGGUAUGGUUAACACUCACCAUCACAUGGUCCAGUCUCUAACUAGGUGUGUGGCUCAGGACUCGAAAUUGUUUGGGUGGCUCACUUCUCUUUACCCAGCCUGGGGCAACCUGUCGGGUUACGACGUGUACAUUGCGACCAAGCUCGCCAUGGCGGAGCUUAUUCUCACCGGCUGCACUACCACGUCCGAUCAUCUCUACAUCUACCCCAACGAUGUCAAGCUGGAGGACUGCAUCAAAGCGUCCCGAGAGAUCGGAAUGCGAUUCCAUCCUACCAGGGGGGCAAUGACGCUGGGCCAGAGCAAGGGCGGGCUCCCCCCCGACAACGUGUGCGAAGAAGAAGACGCUGCACUUGCGACGAUGAAGCAACUGAUCGAAGACUUCCACGACAAUUCGAAGUACUCCAUGCUGCGGAUGGGCCUGGCGCCUUGCUCUCCGUUCACCGUUGACAACAGCCUCAUGAUUGCAGCGGCCAAGCUGGCGCGGCAAUACGAAGGGGUGCGGUUGCACACCCACUUGGCAGAGAACCAGGAAGACAUCGACUUCAGCAUAAAGACGUACGGAUGCCGGCCCGGCAAGUACAUCACUGACGUCGGCUGGGACGCGUCUGACGUCUGGUUCGCCCACUGCUGCAUGCUCGACGACGCAGAGAUGAAGCAGUUCCACGACAACGGCAUCGGCAUCGCGCACUGCCCCUCGUCCAACCUCCGACUGGCCUCAGGUAUCGCUCCGGUAAGGACGCUGUUAGACACCGGGGUUAACGUGGGUUUGGGCGUCGACGGGAGUGCGAGCAACGACUGCGGCCACCUGCUAGCCGAGGCGCGGCUGGCGAUGCUCCUACAGCGACACACCGGAAAUGCACAAGGUAUGACCAUCGCCGAAGCUUUCGACGUGGCGGUUAAGGGCGGCGCUCGGAACCUAGGGCGUGACGACAUUGGCGAGAUUGCUUCGGGUUAUGCGGCUGACUUCGUAGCCUGGAGGACGGACACGAUCGGCUUCUCCGGGGGGAGAAUUGACGAGGCGGCGGCGUUGUUGCUUUGCGGCCCCAGCGUUGGAUUCGUGGACCUUUCCGUUAUCAACGGAGAGGCCGUUGUGAAGGACGGCAAGUUUACGACCAUUGAUCUCACCGAGUUGGUGAAAGCCCACAAUGCGUGCUCGGCACGCAUUUGUAGCUUCCUAGGCCCAAAUUGGAAAACCGGGUCCGAGCCAGCAGUGUAAAUCUGGGCGAAAUAUUGGACGGAUCUUAUAAAUUAGUGAAUUGUGUAAAGUGUUGCCAUUGUGAGUCUGAAGUUUGAAAAAGAAAAGAAAAUGUAUUGCUAAGAUGUGGUGUUAAAGCUUUUCCAGUACAAGAUACGAUAGUUUUAGAGACUGGUCGUUUGGGGUUCGAGGUCGUAUAAUAAGGCCAAGCAGAUUGAUUUUAGUAUGCCCAUAAUUGGUAUCAACUUACUUUGGCUGAGUCUAGGUGUAUGGAAUGUCAAGCUAUCUGCAAGUCUUUCUCUGCAAGUCUUUAUAGUACUGAUCAUCGGAUCGACUGAACAGUUUCAAGAUUUCAUUGUCAUUUGCACCAAAUUUUAGGCUUUAUUAUGAGGAUUAUGAUACAAUCAUUGACUCGGAAUCACUUGAUGAUGGAAAUAUAAUAUUAGAGUGGAUCGGCUUAAUUGGGACC